Molecule: messenger RNA, 222 nt
Organism: Colletotrichum aenigma
Lineage: Eukaryota; Fungi; Ascomycota; Sordariomycetes; Glomerellales; Glomerellaceae
Exons: 2
Coding region: 1-222 (73 amino acids)
Source: RefSeq, a predicted model, not a curated record
AUGUCGGGUCCGGUCGAGUACAACCAGAUGCCAAGGGAGCCUGCACCGGCGAUGAUUGUGGAGCCGAACCAUUCCGAGCAACCCCGAUUGGUAGAGCCCAUGAAGAUGGAACAGUCAACGUCCCUACGAGGCGGCAAAGCAGACGGCGGAGUAAGCUAUACCCCCCAACCCAUGAUUCUCUCUCUCCUCAUCAACUUCCCCAAACUUGACCACGUCUUGUAA